Molecule: messenger RNA, 1820 nt
Organism: Galendromus occidentalis (western predatory mite)
Lineage: Eukaryota; Metazoa; Arthropoda; Arachnida; Mesostigmata; Phytoseiidae
Product: D-3-phosphoglycerate dehydrogenase
Exons: 2
Coding region: 83-1627 (514 amino acids)
Biological process (GO): L-serine biosynthetic process
Molecular function (GO): NAD binding; phosphoglycerate dehydrogenase activity
Source: RefSeq, a predicted model, not a curated record
AUAGAGUCGACAGCAGUUAGUCCACGUGUACGCGCCGCUACUUUGUUGUCAAAAACUCCUGUGGACCCAUUCUUAGUGGAAAAUGGAGAUUCAACGCGUUCUGAUCAGUGACUCGUGCGACCCGAGAUGCGCCGAGAUCCUCACGAAAGCGGGCUGUAAAGUGACGGUCAAGACCGACCACACUCCUCAGGAACUGGUGGAAAACAUCAAGAACUUCGACGCUCUGGUCGUCCGAAGCGCAACGAAGGUCACCGCCGCAGUGAUCAAUGCCGCUCCCGAUCUGAAGGUUAUCGGCCGCGCCGGAACCGGGGUCGAUAAUAUCGACUGUGAAACGGCAACCAAGAACGGCGUUCUCGUCAUUAACGCUCCCGGAGGCAACACGCUGUCGGCCGCCGAAAUGACGUGCGCACUGAUCGUGUCGCUGUCAAGGGACAUCGCUGCGGCUUGUGCUUCCCUCAAGGCCGGUCGUUGGGAUCGUAAAAAUUUCAUGAGCAACGAGCUCAAUGGAAAAACAAUCGGGAUCGUGGGUCUCGGCAGAAUCGGACGGGAGGUCGCAACUCGAAUGCAGUCGUUCGGUAUGAGGACCAUCGGUUUCGACCCGAUCAUCCCUGCAGAGGCGGCCGCUGAGUUCGGAGUCGAAGCGAUGAGUCUCGACGAUCUGUGGCCGCAAUGCGAUUACAUCACGGUGCACACGCCGCUCAUUCCACAGACGAGGGACCUGAUCAACUCGAAGACCCUUGCCAAGUGCAAGAAAGGAGUCAAAAUCGUGAACUGCGCUCGUGGCGGUAUCGUCAACGAAAAUGACCUCUUGGCAGCUUUGGAGUCGGGCCAGGCCUCGGGCGCCGGCUUCGACGUGUUCGAAGAAGAACCCCCGAAAAACACCGCUUUCAUCGCGCAUCCUAAAGUGAUCUGCACACCGCAUCUCGGGGCGAAUACGAAGGAGGCCCAAGCUCGGGUCGCCAUAGAGAUUGCCGAACAAUUCGUCGCAUUACGGGACGAUCGCCGAAUCGCAGGUGCGGUCAAUGCACCGCUAUUGGCGCAGUCUCAGGCGGCUGAGAACCGUCUCAUCGCUCAGCUGGCGACCGACUUGGGUAAAGUUGCCGGAGCUUUAGUCAGCGGAUCCUCAGCGAUCGGCAUCACUAUGGAGACUUGCGGUGACAGGCUCGCAGCUCAGGCGAAGUUCCUCUCGUCCACGGUGACUAUCGGAGUCCUGCGGUCACUGGGCGAGAACGCGAAUUUGAUAAACUUCGGCGGUCUCGCCGAAAAACGUGGCGUCUCCUACUCUCAUCAGAACGCCAGCAUCUGCUGUGGAUUCGACGAGUGCAUAAGGAUUACCGUGAAGGGAGACUCGUCGAGCCACGUUCUUGAGGGCACCCCGGGACAAGUGAGUAUACUUCGAAUGGUCGACCAAGUGAAGCUCGACGGAGGCUUCGCGCUCACGGGUAAGCUGUUGGUCGCGGAGGGUCCCGCAAACAGUCUACCUGCGGUCGUGCAGUCUGUCGCCGCCCUCGGGAAAAUCACUUCGGUGACGGAUUGCGGCAAAGUGUAUUUGAUCAAAUCCGACAUAUGCGCGAAGAGCACCGCCGCGCCCGGACCACUCUCACGGUGGGCCAGGGUGGAAUUCUGAAUUACGCGGGGGGGGGGGGGAAGUCUCAUAACGUGCAAUUCUGACCACGGAACGUGUGGAUCUGAGGUGGUUUCUUGUCCUAUGAGAUGUCUCAAUGGAGUCUCUCGAUGAUCAACUUCAAGAGGUGCCCGACGCCUCAUAAUUCUCCGGAUACUUCUGACAGUGGCAAUGUUCAUAGGAAUAAAACGGGAAG